Molecule: messenger RNA, 10923 nt
Organism: Bombus pyrosoma
Lineage: Eukaryota; Metazoa; Arthropoda; Insecta; Hymenoptera; Apidae
Gene: Trpm
Product: transient receptor potential cation channel trpm
Exons: 22
Coding region: 330-5507 (1725 amino acids)
Biological process (GO): protein tetramerization; monoatomic cation transmembrane transport
Cellular component (GO): membrane
Molecular function (GO): monoatomic cation channel activity
Source: RefSeq, a predicted model, not a curated record
AAGGAGUUCAUGAAUUACAAGAGGUGCUGCAAAAUAAAUUUAUUAAAAAAUACAUUCAACCCUGAUUUCCCUACAUGUGCGAUGUUUUACACGCGAUGAAUACGAUUACUUGAAAAAAUUUCAUUCGUAUACAUUUAAGAUAAAUCUAAUUUAACUGUAUCAGUUAAGUAUCUACUGCUAGCUACUAAUCAUAAUCACUACUUUUGAACUGCAAAUUUGUUUUACUAAGCUUCAAAUAUACAUUGAUAUUGUUCAUGCAGUUCUAUGUAGAUAUGAUAGACAAAACCAAAAGUUGUCGUAUGUUAGUGUAUUGCUUAAUAUUAAGGUGAAUGCAUAUACGUAUCAAGAUGGCAAUGGGAAGUAUUAUUUGUGGAGCAAGCACUCCUAAAAUGAAGAGAAAAAAGGCAAAGGUAACUGAACGCAGUUGGAUAGAGGCAACUUUUCAAAAAAGAGAAUGCUCAAAAUUUAUUCCAAGUGCUGACGAUGAACACAAGUUUAUGCAAGUAAAAGGAGAUAAGAAUGCAGAGUAUGAUGUGAUCACCACUUCCAGAUGUUGUUGUGGAUAUUCUUAUACUCAUCACUGCAGAGCUGGUAUAGAUGUUCAAAGUUACACUCCUAGUAAUACCAAAGAAGAAGAUCGAGAACAAUGGUCUCCUGGAAAAAAUACACGUCCAUUCCCUACUGAUGCAUAUGGUACCAUUGAAUUUCAAGGUGGACCUCAUCCAACUAAAGCUCAAUAUGUGAGACUUGCUUAUGACACAAGGCCAGAACCAAUAGUACAAUUGUUGUGUCGAGAAUGGAAUCUGGGAUUACCUAAGCUACUAAUAACUGUGCAUGGUGGUCGAUCUAAUUUCGAACUGCAGCCAACUUUGAAGAAAGUUCUAAGGAAAGGUUUGCUGAAGGCUGCAAAGACAACUGGUGCAUGGAUAUUCACAGGUGGAACUAAUACAGGUGUAACAAGACAAGUAGGAGAUGCCCUGCUAUUAGAAAGAUCUCAAAGACAAGGUCGGGUUGUAAGUAUUGGCAUAGCACCAUGGGGAAUUUUAGACAAAAGUCAUGAACUUGUAGGCCGUGGAGGUGAAGUACCUUAUGAAUGUCUUUCAUCUCCGUGGUCUAAAUAUGCAGUUUUAAACAAUCGUCAUGCAUAUUUUUUAUUGGUGGAUAACGGUACCGGUGGUCGAUAUGGUGCAGAAAUUGUGUUGCGUAGAAGAUUGGAAAAAUAUAUUUCUAAUCUGAAAUUACAGCCAUACACACACAGCAGUAUUCCUGUCGUGGCAUUGGUAAUUGAAGGAGGAACAAAUACGAUUCGAUCAGUUUUAGAGUAUGUUACAGACGUUCCUCCUGUUCCUGUAGUAGUCUGCGAUGGAUCAGGUCGUGCAGCUGAUCUCAUCGCUUUUAUGCAUAAAUACGCGUCUGAAGGAGAUGGAGAGAAUGGAGAGAAUGAGGGACCAUUAGAAAGUAUGAGAGGACAUCUUUUAGAUACUAUCAAACGCACUUUCAAAGUAUCCUCUGAACAGGCAUCACAACUGUACUCUGAACUUUUGCAAUGUACCCGUAAGAAACAUUUGAUAACAGUAUUUAGAAUAAGUCAAGAGCGGCCACAGGAACUUGACCAAACGAUUCUGACAGCUCUGUUCAAGUCCAAGCAAUUAUCCCCUGCUGAGCAGCUAUCGUUAUCUUUAAUUUGGAAUAGAGUGGAUAUAGCGCGUUGUGAAAUAUUUGUGUAUGGUCAAAAUUGGCCACCAGGUGCUCUGGAACAGGCAAUGAUGCAAGCUUUGCAACACGAUCGAAUUGACUUCGUGAAACUUCUCUUAGAAAAUGGAGUCUCUAUGCGUAAAUUCUUGUCUAUACCUCGCCUUGAGGAAUUGUACAAUACCAAAGAAGGCCCUUCGAACACACUGGGCUACAUUCUCCGCGAUGUUCGACCAAAUAUUCCACGGGGUUACAUGUACACACUGCACGAUAUCGGCCUCGUAAUAAAUAAAUUAAUGGGUGGCGCAUAUCGGUCGCAGUACACACGUAGAAGAUUCCGUAUGAUCUAUACCAAAGUGAUGAAGAGAUCUGGGGCACAUCCUCAACAUAUGCAUCGAAAUAGCUGCGUCCUGGGCAGCACUAGUCGUUAUUAUUCGGGAUCUGGUAGUAAACAGGAUAGCUUAACAAUGAGUUUGCUUGCUGAAACUUUACCAGCUAAUCGAGACACGCCGCUUUUUGACUAUCCUUUCAAUGAGUUGCUUAUAUGGGCUGUGUUAACUAAACGACAGCAAAUGGCACUAUUAAUGUGGCAACAUGGGGAAGAAGCUUUAGCAAAAGCACUCGUUGCUCUUAAAUUGUAUAAGGCUAUGGCACACGAAGCUGCUGAGGAUGAUCUUGAAACGGAAGUUUAUGACGAAUUGCGGAGUUAUGGGAAAGAAUUUGAAAAUAUUGCUUUGGAAUUGUUAGAUUAUUGUUAUCGUCAAGAUGACGAUCAAACGAAACAGCUAUUGACUUCUGAACUUCAGAAUUGGUCUGGUCAAACAUGUCUUUCAUUGGCAGUCACAGCCAAUCAUAGACCACUUUUAGCACACCCUUGCAGCCAAAUUAUUUUAGCUGAUUUAUGGAUGGGAGGUCUUCGUACGAGAAAGAAUACGAAUUUAAAGGUCGUACUUGGGUUAGUUUGUCCAUUUUAUAUAAUGUGUUUGGAAUUUAAAAGUCGCGAGGAAUUGCAGCUGAUGCCACAAACUCAGGAAGAACAUUUGAUCUCUCUCGAAGAUGAGAAAGAAGAUAGUGAUUCAGAGCAUGGUAUACCAACAGGUCCAGAUGUUGAGAAACGUCAGCGCAGGAGCCUGAGCGUACGCAACAAAUCCAGCAGCCAACAAGGCGCUAAGUUAUCAUCAAGGAAAACUUCUAUUUAUUCAGUAUCGGAAUCCGUACCGGCUUUAAUUAGCAAUGAACACACUACUGUCAUCAAGGAGACAAUUGUACAAGAGAAUGGUAAAGUACUGACAGAUAACGAUGAUGGAAUUCAUCGUACAUAUGGUAUAAACUCUGACUACUAUGACAUCAAGAACAGCAGGCCAUUGAGAUUGAGGAAAAAAUUGUAUGAAUUUUAUACAGCUCCCAUCACAAAAUUUUGGGCUAAUGCUAUAGCAUACAUUAUUUUCUUGGUUCUCUUCUCAUACUCCAUUCUCAUACGUAUGGAUGAUUAUCCAUCAUUAGCAGAGAUUUAUGCUAUUGCAUAUAUUUGUACAUUAGGAUGUGAAAAAGUACGAGAAAUAGCAACAUCUGAACCAGCUACUCUUUCACAUAAAUUUAGUGUUUGGGCAUGGAAUAUGUGGAAUCCUUGUGAUGCAGCUGCCAUUAUUUUUUUUCAAAUUGGUUUAGCUUUACGCUUAAGACACUCAACUCUCGAUAUUGGUCGUGUCAUCUAUUGCGUUGAUUCCAUUUAUUGGUACUUAAGGAUAUUGAAUAUUCUUGGCGUAAAUAAGUACUUUGGUCCUUUAGUUACAAUGAUGGGAAAAAUGGUGAAAAAUAUGACAUACUUUGUGGUACUUUUAAUAGUGGUAUUAAUGAGUUUUGGAGUCACUCGACAGGCAAUUUUGAACCCUAAUGCUGAACCGAAAUUGAGGAUUAUUCGUGAUAUAUUUAUGGAACCAUAUUUUAUGUUAUAUGGAGAGGUGUAUGCCGACAACAUAGAUCCAGAUUGCGGAGACGAACCGGGAAUGAUUCCAUGUUUACCAGGCCGGUGGAUUACACCUACUGUAAUGUCCAUUUAUCUUUUAGUUGCAAACAUAUUGUUAAUAAAUCUUUUGAUUGCUGUAUUCAAUAAUAUUUUCAAUGAAGUAAACGCGGUGGCGCACCAAGUUUGGAUGUUCCAACGUUUUACUGUUGUUAUGGAGUAUGAACAGAAACCUGUUUUACCUCCUCCACUCAUUGUAGUUUGUCAUAUAUAUCUGGUGGUGAAAUAUUUGCUGCGAUAUGUAACACAAGGGAAAGCAAACACUGGUGAAACCUACGACAAUGGACUGAAGUUGUUCUUAGAGGCAGAUGACAUGGAGCGCCUCUACGAUUUUGAAGAGGAUUGUGUUGAAGGAUAUUUCCGUGAGCAAGAGUUGAAACUGCAAAUGUCUACAGAGGAACGUGUUAAAAUUACCACGGAAAGAGUGGAGAAUAUGCAUUCGAAGAUCGAAGACAUUGACAAAAAAGAGAAUACUCAAAAUGCAUCUCUUCAAGCAGUGGAGUUUCGUAUGCGCAAAUUGGAAGAAUUGAAUGAACAGAUUUUGGCACACCUAGGAGUUAUCCACCGAUUCAUGGCUAUUCACAUGCCCAACAUGGAGGGCUUAUCUAGUUUUGAUAUAGACGGUCGCCAGCGUAGGGUAUCAGAACGCUCAGAAGUUCUGUCAGAAACAGAUUCUCAUACCCAACUACCAGCCAUUGCGAUUAAACGUAAGAGAUUGGUCCGAUCGAUGACCGAUGGCACUUUCCUUAACCUAGGCCCAUCAAUAGAUGAUGAUGUGCUGAAACAUUCAGAAACUGCUAUAUCCCGUGAGAACCUCAGUAGGAACGAGUCUUCUAUAAGUGGAGAUGGACACACUGUUCAAGAUGACAUAAAGACAAUCACAAGUCAGGAAACUGAAGCGAGCAAAGUAGUUGGUGAAGGAGAGAUCCUAAAGAAGGAUUCGCAUUCUGACAGCAGAGAGCUAAGCAGAGAGCUAAGCAGAGAGCCAAGCAGAGAACCAAGUGGAGAGCCAAGUAGCAAAGAACCAAGUACGGAACCAAGUAGACAAACGAGUAGAGAAUUAAGUAGGGAAACGAGCAGAGAAGCUACAAGCAAAGAACCGAGCAGGGAAGCCAGCAGCGAGGCGCCAGCUUCGGAACCUAUUCCUAGGCAAGAUUCUACAGAACGACCUAUUAGACAAAAUAGUAGAACACGUUCAGAGUCAGAUGAUGUAACGAUUUUUCCACCAUCUAACAUAUCAAGAGGAGUAACGUGGGCUGAGCCACGUGUUGCAGUCAUUCCAUCGUCUUCAACAAGUAGUACACAGAGGUCUAUUCUAUUAGCCAUGCAUGCCGAAUAUACGAGCAUAACGGAUGAGCUGGAGAGCUACUGUGGCCUUCUAAGUCCACCUCGAACACCGCCAAUUUCUCCACCACCUUCGAGAGCUAGAAACUUAUCCGAAAUGUCUAACCCUGAGAUGGCUUGGCAAAUUGAGAAUGAACAUCUACGUGAUGCUGAGGAGUGCGAUUAUCAACAGAUGGAAGAUUUAAUACAGAGGAGGUACAUCGCAGAUGACGAGGAGCCUUUGAAUACUGAUGAAGCUGCCCUCUUCAUAUCGAACGAACAUAGGCAUCAACUUCGAAGAGCUUCUGCCAUCGAUGAAGAGUCUCGAAGGCCACCACCUACAAUUUGCGUGACCAGGGAGAUCGAGCAAACGCUUUCAAGGCCACCGAUCCGGGAUUCAGAAAGCUCAGAUCCUAACGAUAAGAAUCUAAGUACGGUACCUGCUCCAGCGUCAGAGACCAUGUGCUAAAUAUCAGUGCACUCGCCUCGAGGUAAACUAACCUCAAUAUAUUUUAUAAAUCAUUUAGGAAUUGAGGUAAUCUAUCCUCAAUACACUUUCCAAAUUGAUCUGACUCAAUGAAACAAUGCAAGUCAAGGUUACAGUGAAAUAUGUAUUUUCAGUUGGUAUUAUUUUUCUAACUGUUUUAACUGAGAUAUAGAGAAUCAAAUGAAACGGUAUUUUUAAACAAAGAAUGUUUUAAAAUUGUAUACUUGAUAUUUUAUCGUAGCAGAUAAUUAUAACUAAAUGGAAUGCAUUCUUCUAAUUGUUUACUUAUAGUGCAAUGUAUUGUUGAGCUCAGAUCUGAAGAUCUUUUCUUAUAAUAUUUUAGCUGCAAUUUUUGUAACUUUUUUUCGCGUAAUUUUUUCUCAUAGUUUAAUCAUUUUUAGCCGUAAAGUACUUAGUAUAUUAUAUAUACAUAAUAAAUAUGCACAUGAAUACGUACAUAUAAAUAUUGAAGUUACUUAGCUCAUAUUUAUGCUUGCUCAUAUUAAAAUUAAUUCGAGUAUUCAAGUGCUACACAUUAGAAUUAGCAACUUUUUAUCUACUUUAAUCCAUUUGCUUUUUAAGUAACCAUUAAAUAUAUUAUAUACAAUUUUUUAAUCAUUUAUUCGUACAACACAUUUGUAUACUCGAAGAAAUCCAUGUAUUUGAUAUAUAUGUUUAUGGUCAUUUAUUUAACAAUCAAUUUUAUAAGGCUUUCAAUGCUAAUAAACAAUAGGAAUUACGAUUUGUAUGUACAUUUAAUCUAACUAGUUGUUGACAUGUUUCUUGCAAACAUACAACUAGCAGAAUUCAAUCAAUUACUAUAAUUAAAUUAUUCAACAAUUAAUGUUGAAUUAACCUUUUUGUGGAAUAAUAUUUUUGAUUUUGUAAAGAGUGCUAAAUGCAUAUAUGCAGUUGUUACUAUUAAUAAUAUUAAUUACGAUAUUUAUGUGCAUAAUAAUUUAUGACAUACUUAAAGAAUAUAUACAGUAAUUGAAUCAAUUUAUCACAACACACGGCAGUUACUUCGAGUAUUCGAGAAAGAUUAUUCCUGCAGAUAAUUAAUGUACUUUAAUAACGACGAUUUAGGUACUUGAACUUCGUUAAUAUUAAUAAUAAUUGAAAUAUUCAAACUAGAUAAUUAAAUAAUCAUGUAGUUUGAAUAUUUAGAUGUCAGAAUAUUUUUUAAAUAUUAACUUUCAAAUACGACACACGUUCGUAAUUGUACUAUUCGUUGUACACUUCUUUGAAUAUUCCAAUUGCAAUAGUAUUAACAUUUAUAACCCUCGAACAACGGAUGACUGGAUCACAUGUACCUUUUUUAGACUCUACUUGUGGCAUUAUUAUACACACAUUCUUAUAUUAAUACGAGCAUUUAUAAUUAUAUUUUUGUUUUUUAAUUUUGUUCGAAACUGUAAAAUCAUAAAAGUAUCAAAAAGUAAUGAAAAUCAUACCUUUUUUCCAUAACAAAAAUUAUGGUUAUUGCAUAUAAAACUAUUAAAAUUAAAUUAGGACUCUGUUGCACAAUAAUUUACCAGUUACUAAUAUUAGUGAAUUAACAAGUUACAGAUACAUGUAGUGUUCUCUUUUUUUCACAAUUUCUCAACAAAUAGAGCGAUCAGAUAGUUUUUAAUUUAUGUAAAAGAAUUGUCUAAUUCUAUAUUAGGGAGUUUAUUGAUAUUAGUAAAUCGUAACUUGUAAAACUUCACUAAUAAUAUCAGUUAGAUUGUGCAAGAAGUACCUGAUAAUGAAAAUUAGAAAAUCAAAUCUUGUCAUUGAAAAUACGUUUCUUCGUUUCGUUGAUGAGUCUUAGAUUCUACAAUCAUAGUUGAUUGAGGGUUAAAAUUCAUUAAAUUAAUUUCUUCUUGACGUAUAAAACGGUUCAAUAUAUAUAUGUGCCUACUUCAAUGGGACUUCUAACGACUUUUUUAAACAAGAAUAUGUUCCGUGGAAGGUUGCGUUGCCGCCAUUUCUGUAAAUCAGGUAUAAUGUACUAUACAAAUGUUAUUCAAGUUCCUUCCAUUUUCUAUGUCAUCUAUUUUUCAAUUUUUUAUGCGCACAUACACACAAUUCGUUUGUUAUUGCGUAUUAUAGUAAUAUGAAAGGAGUCGCUAUUGAAAACAUUAAUCUCCUCCCGUCCUUUAUCUUAGUCGAUGGAAUUAAUUUCGAUUUCUUCGGUUUUCUCGUUCUCCCGAAAGAAUUCUACUUCUAAGUAAAUACGAGAAACCCGUGUACACGAUGUUCUGAAAAAAGUGUCGUAUAAAAUACUUACUAGACUGAGGAUGUUUAUGCGAUUUUAGAUUUUUGUAAACAUAACUAAAGAAAGUGGAAUAUAAAUAGAAAUUUGUUUCAUGUACCAAAUAUUAUAAUAAAUACUCUACUUUGUACAUUUUAUGCGUUCUGUAGAUUUUGCAUUUUUACAUUUCUAAAAAAUGCAUAAGUAUCCGGAGUCUAAUAAUUACAAAUUACCAAUAUAAUGUAGAAGAGCGCAAUAGAAUUUUCAUUUUAAGUAAAGAAUAUUAUAUUUUUAUUUUUAAUACCAUGAAGAUAUAAAAAAUAUAUCUGAUGAACUUGUGCAUAACUAUGCAGUGACCUUUGAACAAUUUAAUGUCUCGAAAAGAUUAAAGUUGAAGAUCGAUAUAUUUGUAACUAAUUAUUUAUAAACCAUGUUUGUAAUUCAUACGACCAAUCGAUUAAAAAUCAUUGCAUGUGGACUUGUUUCACGCAAUACCAUUGGCAACGAAUAUAAAGUGACCUUGAGAAAUUAAAUCAAAUAGAUCUCUUUUAUUACAUUUCAUGGUAUUCUGAAAUAAAAGUAUAUUAUUCUAUUUGAACAACGUAAGAAAAACAAAAUGAUAAAAAACAAUUAUUUUAGACGACACUUAUUUUGAUACACUCUGUAUAUACACGUAAAUAUUAUACAUAUGUCGACAUAACGAAAUCAAACGUUAUUUUAACAACGAUAAACUGUAAAAAAAUCAAUAAUGCAGUUUCACCUAGUUUUCACAAUUAAUCUUUUUUUUUUCUUUUUUUCUUUAAGAGAAAACAUUUUGCAUUUUUUUACUAACAUUACUUUAGAAUAUCAUUAGUAUCAACGAGAAUAUCGUUAGAAUAAAGAAAGAAAGAAAAAAAUUAUCUGUUGUAAAUAUAUUGGGAUAGAAAAAAAUUCGAUGCCAAUUUGUGUUCAGGGAUUCAGUCAAAAAAUUAGGUGAAACUCGAUUAUCGAAAUUUUCGAAGUACAUACAUACAUACAUGUAUAGCGGUGCUGAUACGUUAUUUAAUGAACACCAGAAUCAACAUUUUUCAAGGUCGUGUGUGCAAGACCAGAAUGUAUAACUAAAACAUACACCGAAAGGGAUCGAAAACCGGCGUGUGCUUAAUCAAAUAUUAGAUACUUAUAAUUAGUAUAAAAAUACAUCGUAUACAGUACUGCCUUAUAACGAGUUAGUUGAAAUUAAAUCUGUCCAGUUAGCAAAGCAGAGUUUAUUCCAGGAAUUUUAUUCUUUGGGUAAGAGAAAUGGAUAGGAUGAUAUAAUAGCAUUCAAUAUUUAGAUUGGUUUCAGAGUUUGUAGAUAGUCUGUAUAAAAGUGAUAACGACAGUCAGUUACCAAGACGUACCACUUUGACCGGUUAAAAUGGCAGUACUGUAAGUUACAAAUCUAUAGAAAAAACUGUACUGGCUUUAGAUGCGAUUUCGUUUCGAUAAAUCACUAUCCGAGAUAUUAUUUCGGAUCCGAUAACGAGAUCGACUUUUAAUGUAAAUAAUUUCCUCAAAAUUUCCCCAAUCACAUGUAAAUGUGUAAUAUUCAGCUUUAUUAUCUUUUAGACACGUGCGAAUUGCAAAACUAAAGCAAGUCGAAUCGUUUAACUGUAGUGCUUAACAAAAAUAUUACAGUUACAUUUAGCUUAUUAUUGUAGAGGUGUUUUUUCCUUAAUUUUGGUGAUAGAAAUAACCCGAAGGAAGAAACUGAAGAAAUAAUCGGUGAAAUAAUUUAGAUGCAAAUUACAAUUAGGCACCGUGCUACGAAAAAUUAUCUUUUCGUAAAAACAAAGUUUGUUCGUAUGGAGCUCUCCUUAGUUUACCAAAUCUAGCUAACUACCGCUACUUUUAUUUAUGUUUAUAAAUAAUAUUAGUCAAGGUCUGAUAUAAUUAUAAACAAUGUAGUUAGUAUCUUUGACUAGUCUAUCGACUUAUCUAUUUUAAUUGUUUACGAAUUUCUAGAAGCGUCGCACUUCGUGUCGCAUAUAGAUUCUUGCUCGGCGUAUUAAAGAAGCGUGAACCGGUGAUAAUGUGUUAAUUAUUUGACACUAUAUGAAAAUAUUUUACAUAUAAAUUAUUUUCACUACAGAGGAGGAAACUCUAAGGUUCGGUAUAGAUGAACGGUUUGCGAGAACGUCAGCGGUGUGACACUCUGUUGCUGCGUUUUAGAAUAGCAUAGAUUUAUAUGAAGUAGUUUACACGGGAACGCAAAACGCGGCGGCAAAUGAACGCAAAAAUUGGACGCAUAAACGCAGUGGGAAAGUACCGCGGCGGUUACGCUAUCACAAAUCGCUCGUCUGCUUAAAUGGAAUGUUAUGCGGCUCGUACUGAUCUAUAUAUGUUCAUAAUUUUCGCGUAGCUGCGUAUAAUAAAUGUACUAUAAACGCGAGAUGUUAUCAAAUGAUUCGCACGUGUCUAUCAUCAUUACUGCCGAAAAGUUUUUAUGAAUUUUUUGAAUGUACAUUUAGGGCCUUAUCACGCACUACCUGCUGCGUCGAACACAAAAUUUACGGACCAUUUAAAACCAGGAAAAAGAAACAACAAAAGUAAAAAAAAAAGUAAUAUGAAUAAACAAAGCGAACCAUAUCACGCGGAUAAUUACGUUCCUAAGAACGAAAGCCAAUCCGUGUUAGUAUGUACGGUAUGCAAAUGAUAAGCGAAAACACGUUUGAUAUUUAUCAUCUAACGUAGAAGUAACAAAAAAAAGACAUAAACGAUAAACAAACGAAUAUGCCUAAUUGUAUAAAAAUUGUGUAUAGUUCGUAAACAUUUUAAGACGAGAACAGAGCGAGAGUACGAGGCAAAUUUAAGACUGUAUCACAAGGAAAUAGUAUGUUUACUUAUUUUAUUCUAGAAUCAGUAAAUAGACAAGCGUGCGAUGAAUUGUUAAUCCGAUAUAAGUAGUGAUGCAAUGUCUGUAUUCAGAAAUGUUAGAUGUAUUGUUAAAUUCGAGAUGUUUCUUGGAAAAAUAUGAUCUUUCGUUGAAAAAUCGAAUUUAGCGAUACGACCACACUAACUAAUUUUAAUUAACCCUUAGAGUGCUGAAUACUUGGAGUCUAUGCCAUCCGUACGGACGGCACGCUGCCAGCGCUGACGAUCGCUGUGGACUGAAUACUUUUUCGCUACACUGAACUUUGUUGA